CCAAAAAAAAAGAAAAGAAAAACAGGAUUAAUUAACUUCCUAAAUUAUUUCUACGUUUCGCAUACAGAAACCAAGAAAGUGCCAACAACCAGAGCUUGCAAGCAAUCAUAAGUUUAAAAUUAUAUCUUUGAGAAAUAAGAGAAAAAAAGUGAAAGUAUUUUGUAAUCGAUAAAUUUAAAUACCAGAGUGUGUCUGUUGAAAACUUAUAACUGAGAUAAAAAAAGCUUGAACGACAAGAAGAAGGAGGAUCACCGCAUUUUUAAUUCAGCCGAGCAAAGUUUAUGUUUGUUUCAAUGAUGCAUCAAUUUCGAUUUAUCUUUCUGUGCAGUUUAUUAUGCAUCGCAUCAAUUAGAGCAGCAACUGAUGGUGAGACGAUAGAAGCUUCUAAGCUGUCAACACAAUCAACCUCAACAGAGACAUCAGUGAAGGUGUCAUCAAGUGAAGAAGUGAAUGGUGCAGAGCAUCCUUUUGAGACAUCACAUAAAAUACACCAUGAGUUCCAAACGUCACAUAGAAUAUCUGAUGAAGCAUUAAAACAACAUCAACAACAAGACCUUCAUCAAUCGAUGCGAUCGAAAGAGAAGCCAGAAUUGAAUGAACAACUUGGAGAGUUAAUUGCUGCAGAUAUCAAGAAUAACAUUGAAACGAAACGUCUGAGUGAAUAUGAACAUUAUGUCGUUGAACCAUUGGCAACGACAACUGAAAAGCCUGUUCUUACAACAACAUCUACAGUUGCACAACGAGUCAAUGAAGGACUCAUUGACGAUUUCUCGAUUCUCGAAGAAGCUGGAACAGAGAACAAACAAACUUCACGCAUUCAAAUUAAGAAAGGACCGAAUGGACAAGAUUAUGAAUACGAAUAUGUUUAUUAUUAUUACGAUGAUGAUGAGAAGAAUCCCGAAGAUGACGACAUCAUAAUUGGCAGCCGUAAAGGCCCAUCUUCAACGACAACUCAAGCUUCAUCUGGUAAAAGUCGAUAUUCAAACAUUGAACGGGGAUCGUCAACAUCCGCCCCAGAGCGUAAUGAAAUCCAAUCACGUGGCAAAGCACGUGCACAAGCUUUACCUGCUCCCGUUGUUGAAGAAAUUGUGGAAGAAAGACUCCCACAAGCCACCCGUUUCCCGCAACGUGCAAAAUCUGCUAAUCCAUCGGAGAAUGCUCCAGAAACAAGUAAAAAACAACACGUUAAACGUCCAAGUCUUGAACUUGUUGAUAGUCACAGCUUUGUCACCGAUGAAAAGAGUUCUAAAGGUCCACGAAUUGUCGAAUCUGAAUUAAGCAGAUCUGAACUCACAGAAACUGUUUCAAAAUCUACUUUUGAAUAUGCUUCAAGCACUACUGAAUCAUCGUUCGAUAAUGAAGACGAAGAAGAAGAUACAACGCCAUUAAUGGAGAAAUUUGCAAUUGAUUUGUACGCCAUUCUUGCAAAUGAAAAUGCAAGAGAAGAUGACAAGAAGAACACUUCAUCAGAAACUUCACCAGAAGCGUCAACUGAAACAACAAAACCGAAGAAUCGAUUCAGCAGACCAUCAUCGUCUUUCGGAUCAAGAAACUCUGCUGCAAGAACCUCAAAGACCACAAGUGCACCAGAAGAAGUUAAAGAGAAUGUCGAAAAGACUGAAGCACCUUCAUUAUCUUCAUCAAGAUUAGGAUCUAAAUCGAGAAAUCGUUUCAGUCUACGUAACAAAGAAUCAACAACCACAACUGAGAAAACAACUGACACUGAAAGCAGCACAACUGCAUCUCGUUUGGUUAAGCCAAGGCCUCAGUUUAGUUUACGUAAUCGUGGCCGAAAUAGUCAAACAACGACAACAACUGAAGCUACUGAUGUCAGCGAGGACACAGAAGAGAAGGAAGAGAAGGCAGUUGAGAAGGCAACAUCAAUUGUUCCACGGCCUACAUCGAGAUUGAACAUAAAUCGGCCAGGAAGUCGACUAUUACCAGGCCAAAAGGCACGCACUUCACCAUUAAACGCACGCCGAGUAACAACAAAUGAUGAAAAUAAUGAUGGCAAUAAAUUAGAGAACGAAAAUGAAAGUGAUCCCGAGACAACGACUCCAAAUAACUUGAAUAAAUUAAAGAGCCGACCACGCAUUCAAAUCAAUGGCGACUCGAAAGCAAAGAAAACCUCGAACGCGGUCGUCGUCAAUAGAAAAGUCAAUCCAUUAAUCUCAAAGCGAAAGUUUGGUGUUACAUCAACCACGGAAGCAACUGCUGAAGACGACAAAUCAGCAGAAACAGAAAGUGAUAAUAACAAUGGUAAAGAAGGUGGAAGUGAAAGUGAAGAAGUGAAAGAUGAUGAAACAACGCAAGCUGCUGAAGCAACGUCAGAACAGCCAGCAAGAGGAUUAGGUUUAUUAAAUCGAAGAAAAAUAGUGAAUAGAAGACCAGGCACAAUAAACUAAGACAACAACAGCUUACAACAUGAAAUGAUGAUAGUUAGAAAUUAAAUAAUUCUUUCUUUUACUCAACAAAUUUUUAAUUAAACAAAAAGAAAUAAUUUUGCAGUCAACGUAGAUAAAAUUGAUUAGGACUUUAAUUUCUUGCGCUGCCAACAACUUUUGUAACUAAAAAAACAUUAUUCAAAUCUAUGCU
Clunio marinus is the source of this 2595-nucleotide messenger RNA. Lineage: Eukaryota; Metazoa; Arthropoda; Insecta; Diptera; Chironomidae. The record is from the annotation of a GenBank genome assembly.